Messenger RNA from Pimephales promelas (fathead minnow), 4745 nucleotides. NCBI's taxonomy places the organism in Eukaryota, Metazoa, Chordata, Actinopteri, Cypriniformes, Leuciscidae. The record is from RefSeq and is a predicted model, not a curated record.
AACCCAGCUGACUGACAAACUGAAUGCUCUCAGCUGUUUUUGUGUAUGCAUGUCUCAAUAGUUCACUUCAGAGCUGAUAGCUGAAGAAACCCAGGGUGCAAACACAAGCUGAGAGGGAGAAAAAGAAAAAGAAAAAGAGAGAGAUAAAAAAGAGAAAAUGCCAGCAUGUACUCACCAUGGGAGUGUUAUGCAGCUGAAUCUAAGCUGACACCAUGGAGAAAGGGAGGUGGAGUUCUGAAGAUGCUCCCAGAGCCUCCAUGCCUGACGAACUGUCUCAUCCUAAGUUUUCGGAAUGGAAGUUUAAACUCUUUCGGGUCAAGUCCAUGGAGAAGGCCCCUCUGUCUAAUGAAACACCGGUGGAAAAGGAAAACCAGCCUGAGGUGGAGAUGGAGAUGGAGAUGGAGAUGGCAGGCUCUCCCGGGAGUGUUAUGAAGCUCUGUUUUGGAGGGAAGAGUAAGGAAAACAUGGAGAGCACUCGAGGGAGAGUCGACCUUAAGCUGCAGGAGAUUGAUACACAUAUGAAUCUUCUCAAAAGCCUGUGUCGUCUUUGUGGUCUCACAAUACGGAAGACUAAAGGUCCAUCGCAUAAAGUCCAGGGAGACUUGGAAGAGUCCAGCCGGUGUGCCUUGCGUAAAAUGGGCUGCAAGUUGGUCACCUGGCCCGAGGUGAUCUUGAAGGUCUUCAAGGUGGACGUGACAACCGACAUGGAGACGGUACAUCCGUCAUUGUUUUGUCACAGAUGCUGGACUGCUGCCAUGAGGGGAGGGGGUUUCUGUUCUUUCACUAGGACCCGGAUCCCAGACUGGAAGCCCCACACUUCCAACUGCAACCUCUGCUUCCCUAAGAAGAGCUCUUUUCAACGAAUGGGAAGGAAGCGGGCCAAACCACUUAAAGGUGCACACAGCCUCUCAAAGAGAAUCAAGAGGGAUUCCCCAGAAACUUCAGGUGCCAAUAGAUCGUGGAGACAGACCACAGAGAAUCCUGUGGGAUCAGGUGGGAAAGAAUGGUUAAAACUAUCAGUGCAGAGAGGACAAUGGGUAAAGAAUAUCACACAAUGCCAGAAGGACCAUCUGAGCACUAAGCUCAUCCCUCCGGAAGUCCCAGCGGAUUUGCUACGUGCUGUUACUUGCCAAGUGUGUGAUCAUCUGCUUUCCGACCCUGUCCAGUCACCGUGUCGGCACCUGUUCUGUCGGGGUUGCAUAGCAAGGUACAGUCGAGCUUUGGGCCCGAACUGUCCCACCUGUAGCCAACACCUGAACCCAUCCCACCUGACCAGGCCAGCCAAGUUCUUCCUCGCCACCCUUAGCUCUCUUCCUCUGCUUUGCCCUAGCGAAGGAUGCAGCGACUGGGUCCGAUUGGACUCCUUUAGGGAACACUGCCUCAACCACUACCAUGAAAAAGAGUCCCAGGAAGAACAAACACCUUCAGAGCAGAAUCUCAAUGGUUACUUGCCAGUCAACAAAGGUGGGCGCCCUAGACAGCACCUGUUGUCGCUGACCCGUCGGGCUCAAAAACACAGGCUGAGAGACUUGAAGAACCAGGUGAAGGUGUUUGCUGAAAAGGAAGAAGGAGGGGAUGUGAAGUCUGUCUGUUUGACGCUCUUCCUUCUGGCAUUGAGAGCUGGGAAUGAACACAAACAAGCAGAUGAACUGGAAGCUAUGAUGCAAGGCAGGGGAUUUGGUCUGCAUCCUGCAGUGUGUUUGGCUAUAAGAGUCAACACCUUCCUCAGCUGCAGUCAGUACCACAAGAUGUAUCGCACUGUGAAGGCCACUAGUGGCCGCCAGAUAUUCCAGCCCCUGCACACACUGCGUAACGCUGAGAAAGAGCUUCUCCCCGGGUACCACCAAUUUGAGUGGCAGCCGGCUUUAAAAAACGUUUCCAGCUCCUGGGAUGUGGGCAUCAUCGAUGGCCUCUCUGGUUGGACAACCUUUGUUGAGGAUGUCCCUGCGGAUACCAUUUCCAGACGAUUCCGCUACGACGUGGCGCUGGUUUCUGCAUUAAAAGACCUGGAGGAGGAUAUAAUGGAAGGACUACGAGAGAGGGGGCUAGAUGACAGCAUUUGCACGUCCGGCUUUACUGUGGUGGUGAAAGAAUCAUGUGAUGGUAUGGGAGAUGUCAGCGAGAAGCAUGGAAAUGGUCCAGCGGUUCCAGAGAAGGCAGUGAGGUUUUCCUUCACAAUCAUGUCCGUCUCCAUCCGAGUUGAAGGUGAGGAUGAUGGCAUCACCAUCUUCCAAGAACCAAAGCCAAACUCUGAGCUCUCUUGUAGACCUUUGUGCCUCAUGUUUGUGGAUGAGUCCGACCACGAGACCCUGACGGCGAUCUUGGGACCCGUGGUAGCAGAGCGGAAAGCCAUGAUGGAAAGUCGACUCAUCAUAUCUGUCGGUGGCCUGCUACGCUCGUUUAGAUUCUUCUUCCGGGGUACCGGCUACGAUGAGAAGAUGGUUCGUGAAAUGGAAGGACUAGAAGCAUCAGGCUCCACUUACGUAUGCACACUCUGCGACUCAACCCGAGCUGAAGCCUCUCAAAACAUGGUGCUUCAUUCCGUCACACGUAGCCACGAUGAAAAUCUCGAGCGCUACGAGAUCUGGAGGAAAAAUCCUUUCUCGGAGUCCGCCGAUGAACUCCGUGACCGGGUCAAAGGGGUUUCCGCGAAGCCUUUCAUGGAGACCCUGCCUACUUUGGAUGCCCUCCACUGCGACAUUGGCAAUGCGACUGAAUUCUACAAGAUCUUUCAGGAUGAGAUCGGCGAAGUCUACCAGAGGAGCAAUCCGAGUCGUGAGGAACGCCGUCGUUGGCGGUCAACUCUGGACAAACAGCUAAGGAACAAACUGAAGCUCAAGCCUGUGAUGAGGAUGAACGGGAACUAUGCGCGCCGGCUGAUGACACGUGAGGCCGUGGAGGUGGUCUGUGAGUUGGUUCCUUCGGAGGAACGACGUGAGGCACUCAAGAGACUGAUGGACCUCUACGUCCAGAUGAAGCCUGUGUGGCGAUCCACAUGUCCCUCCCGAGACUGCCCUGACCAACUCUGUCGAUAUAGCUACAACUCUCAGCAAUUUGCUGACCUCCUUUCCACCACAUUUAAGUACCGCUAUGAUGGAAAGAUUACCAACUACCUCCACAAGACUCUGGCCCAUGUUCCUGAGAUUAUAGAGAGAGACGGGUCUAUCGGGGCAUGGGCCAGUGAAGGCAACGAGUCUGGGAACAAGCUGUUCAGACGUUUUAGGAAGAUGAACGCGAGGCAGUCCAAGACGUUUGAACUUGAAGAUGUUCUGAAACACCACUGGCUGUACACCUCUAAGUAUCUUCAGAAGUUUAUGGAGGCUCAUAAGAAUUCAGCGAAAGCAAUGCAAGCCACAUUUAACCCAGAAGAGACUCCAGAUGAUGUGGUUGAUGUGGCUCUUGAAGUUCCAGAUUUUUGAGUUUUUCCUCUGAUUGACUUUCUUUAAUGGAGCGUUUUUCUUGCUAAUGAAAAUAUUGUUCAGUAAUUGAUUUUAUUUCUUGAGAUGAGAUGUAAUAUCACGUUUAAUGGCUUUAUUAUUCAAUUCAUUAUUUUUUUUGAAGCCAGUGCAUAAACGUGAGCUAAAUUGUUUUAUGGCAGAGAUAAAAUUAUAUGGGCAGAGCUUUUUUUUUUUUCUCACUAGAUUUUACAGGCAAAUUGUCUGUGUUUUAUCUCUCGCUGCUUGUGAAAUAUGAGGGAUUUCAUUGUAUUGCCAGGUUGUGACAACUUCACGAAUUCAUUCAGAAGGGUUGUUUAUGAAAACUUAUGAGGGAGUUGUAAGUCACUGAAAUUGUGUUAAAGGAACCCCACAUUUAUGAAGGCUGUACUAAUAUAUCACACAGGACAAAGGCAUUAUGAAAUUAGAAAUGUGAAUUGUCUCCUUUGCAGGAGGGCUAGAGAGAAGGACUAUUUUAGCAAUGCAUUUAUUUUGAACUGGUCCACAAAUGACUCCCAUAGACUCUAUGCUACAGCAUUUGCACAUUUAUUUAGAUCCUACCCUAUAUUUCUACCUCAGUCUUCCAUCCUACUGCCAUUCACACACACAUUUUCAAAUUUUCUUGAAGAAAUGGCAGUGUAUUUUACUCAAUAAAACCUAUUGACUGUUGUCAGACUUACUUUGUGUUGCAGUUCAGAGGUAUGUGCUCUGUUCAUCUCUUGUACCUCAAUUUAUUAAUCAUGUUUCUCUUAUUUUGUUUAAUAAUCAUUGUGUUUAUUGUAUUCUCUUAAAACGGGAAGAUUUCAGUGAUCCACUUUUUACUUUGACUUGAACUGAUUGAUUUCUUUGUUAAGUGAUUUUACUGAUUUAUUUGUGUCUUUACUUGAUUGAUUUCUUUAUUGCAUUCUUUGAUAUUAUACAUAUCUAAAUGCUUGAAUUUUUCUUUGUACUUUGGGUAGGUUUAAAAACAAGGUACCUCACAUAAUUCUAUUAAACAUAGGAUUUAAAUAGUAUGUGUAAAACUUUACAUUAUGUUUAAAUUGCUUUGUUAUUUUUUUAAAUUUGCAAUAAAACACUGCAUUGCACUGUUCGUAAUUGUAUAAAAGUUGUGUAGACUUGCACAAGGGCACUGAUGUUCUUGUAAAAACGUUAUUUUUUUUUUUUUCAUUGUGCAAGAACAUUACAGUGAUUGUUGUAAUUCAUGAACUUAUGGACUUUUUCUUAAAUAUUGAAUAUAAUUGGUUAAUUGGUUUGUAAUAACUGACUUUCUUUCUUCAAUUCCAUCUAAAUAAAAUAAAAUCAUUAACAAUU